AUGAAGGUUUUCUAUGUUUUACUGCUAGUUGCAGCUGCGACGUCCUCUAUAUUGAAGGCACCGGAGGACAUUCCUGCUCCUCGUUUACUUCGUCUGGAGGCUUUAGAUCCACCAGGAUUCAGGGUCGAGUGGAAUCCUGUGAAGAGCAAGGAUGAAUCUGAUCCGGUUAUAGGCUACAAGGUGAAAGUUUGGGAGCAACAAUCUAUUAAAGUUUACAAUUACGAAGUGAUUGAUGGUGUCAAUAUGCUGGUCGAGCAAACCAUUUUAAGCGAAUUUCCGAGAGACGAUGUUCCUGAAUGGGAGCCCACUGUACUUAUGGUGGAAAGUGCUGCAAAUCCAGCAGCUCAGUAUAAUAACGUCAAAGUGGGUGUACAGUACGAGAUCAGAGUCCAGGCUUACUCCAACAAGUACGAAGGUGCAUUAUCCGAUGCUAUGAGAAUAAAAAUUACAUAG
Molecule: messenger RNA, 453 nt
Organism: Diatraea saccharalis (sugarcane borer)
Lineage: Eukaryota; Metazoa; Arthropoda; Insecta; Lepidoptera; Crambidae
Source: the annotation of a GenBank genome assembly